This is a messenger RNA of Cucurbita moschata (crookneck pumpkin), 3286 nucleotides long. RefSeq names its product putative calcium-transporting ATPase 13, plasma membrane-type. Gene Ontology annotation, molecular function: ATP binding; P-type calcium transporter activity; ATP hydrolysis activity. The transcript has 2 exons. Gene Ontology annotation, biological process: calcium ion transmembrane transport. The record is from RefSeq and is a predicted model, not a curated record. Gene Ontology annotation, cellular component: intracellular membrane-bounded organelle; membrane. Lineage: Eukaryota; Viridiplantae; Streptophyta; Magnoliopsida; Cucurbitales; Cucurbitaceae. The coding region runs from base 101 to 3181 and encodes 1026 amino acids.
CUAUAAGAAGGAAUUAAAUCCAUGAGUUUCUUCAAUCCAAUUCAUUUUCUGUUUGUUCAUCCUUUGAUUUCUUCAUCAAAAUCAUUUUGUUGUUGUGUCCAUGGCGUUGAGGUGCAGGAAAAGUGAUGAGGUAGUUGAAGUUCUUAAUCGUGAAGAACGUCUGGUUAUGGCUAAAACUCACAAACGGAGGUGGAAGAUGGCCUUUGCCGCCAUUUAUUUCACUAGAGCUCUCAUCUCUCUGACGAGGAAGGUCACUGGCAAUAAAUCCGGCGCUCUUUUGCGGUCGCUUUCGUUUGUUACUCUUGAUGUGCAGGUUAAUGAUGAUAGUACGGAUUCUGGCGAGCAGCCGUGCAUGGCAGGCUUUUUCGGCGUUGAUCAGAAAGUUCUUAGUGAGAUGGUGAGGGAGAAGGACUGUGAGUGUUUGAAUCGAUUUGGAGGCGUUGAUGGACUGGCCAAUCUUCUUAAAACUAAUCCACAUGACGGAAUUUGUGCAACUGAGGAUGAUCUUAAUUACAGAACAAACGCUUUUGGAACAAAUACUUACUCGAAGCGCCACGGCAAAAGCUUCUUUAGGUUCGUGAUUGAAGCGUUUAACGAUACAACAAUAAUCAUUCUAUUGAUUUGUGCAGUGCUUUCUUUGGGAUUUGGUAUCAAACAACACGGUUGGGAUGAUGGAUGGUACGACGGUGGCAGCAUUGUCAUCGCCAUAGUUCUGGUGGUCGUCGUUUCCGCCGCGAGCAACUUCAAGCAAUCGCGACAGUUCGAGAAGCUUUCAAACGAGAGAGACGAUAUAAAAAUCGAGGUCACCAGAGCCGGUCGACGCAAAUCAGUAUCGAUAUUCGAACUCCUUGUCGGAGACAUCGUGUAUUUGAAGAUCGGAGAUCAGAUUCCCGCGGACGGAGUGUUCCUCGAUGGACAUUCGCUGAAGAUCGACGAAUCGAGCAUGACUGGAGAGAGCGAACACGCUGAAGUAAAUCACGAAAUUAAUCCGUUUCUGCUAUCAGGAACCAAAGUGAACGAUGGAUUUGGUGUGAUGAUGGUGACUUCUGUGGGAAUGAACACAGCCUGGGGAGAAAUGAUGAGUUCAAUUAGAAGGGAAAUUAAUGAGGAAACUCCACUGCAAGCUCGUCUGAACAAGAUGACCGCCAUUAUCGGGAAGCUAGGACUGACGGUCGCAGUGGUGGUGCUUCUUGUUCUUCUGGCUCGCUAUUUCACUGGUAGCACCGGCGAGUUCAAUGGAAGCAAGACGAGGUUCGAUGAUGUUAUGAAUGCAGUUCUUGGCAUGGUUGCGGCGGCUGUUACAAUCGUUGUGGUGGCGAUUCCGGAAGGUUUGCCUCUAGCUGUUACUUUAACUUUAGCUUACUCCAUGAAAAAGAUGAUGGCGGAUAAUGCAAUGGUUCGGAAACUCUCUGCUUGUGAGACCAUGGGCUCAGCAACCACAAUUUGUACUGAUAAAACUGGUACCCUUACUUUGAAUCAGAUGAAAGUUACAGAGUUUUGGAUUGGGGAAGAUAAAAUUAUGAACACAGAUUAUUCCAAUUCAAGGAUUAGCAGUAAGGUUGUUGAAUUACUGCACCAAGCAGUUGGAUUGAACACAACUGGUAGUAUUCAAACACCAGCUUCUUCAUUGCCUCUAGAAAUCUUCGGGAGUCCGACCGAGAAAGCGAUACUUUCGUGGGCGGUAUUCGACCUGGAUUUGAACUUGGAUGAACUGAAGAAACAACAUGAGAUGAUCCUGGUAGAGACUUUCAGUUCAGAGAAGAAGAGAAGCGGAGUUUUGACACGACGACACGGGACAAGGCUUGUUAAUACACACUGGAAAGGAGCAGCAGAGAUGAUAUUGGCUAUGUGUUCAUAUUACUAUGAGAAACAAGGAACAGCUAGAGCCAUUGAUGGUGAAAUGAGAAGACAAUUGACUGAAAUAAUCACAGCCAUGGCAGAAAAAAGUCUCCGAUGCAUAGCCUUUGCUCACAAGUCGAAUGAAGACGACGAUAUCCAAGACAUUCCUGUGAAACUCGACGAAUCGGAGUUGACAUUACUGGGAAUAGUUGGUUUGAAAGAUCCUUGCAGGCCAGGAGUUAGAGAAGCUGUGGAAUCAUGUAGAGCUGCUGGAGUGAGUAUCAAAAUGGUGACAGGUGAUAAUCUGCACACAGCAACAGCCAUAGCAAUUGAAUGUGGAAUACUAAAUCCCGACGACGACGCUACUAACAGCGAAGUAAUUGUCGAGGGCGUAAAAUUUAGAAACUACACACCUGAGGAGAGGCUCGAAAAGAUUGGGACCAUCCGAGUGAUGGCUAGAUCUUCCCCAUUUGACAAGCUUCUAAUGGUACAAUGCUUGAAGAAUCAAGGCCAUGUAGUGGCAGUCACCGGGGAUGGAACAAAUGACGCCCCAGCUCUUCACGAGGCUGACAUUGGCCUUUCCAUGGGAAUUCAAGGAACAGAAGUGGCAAAGGAGAGCUCCGACAUCGUCAUCUUAGACGAUAACUUUACGUCGGUCGUCACCGUCUUGAAAUGGGGAAGAUGUGUUUACAACAACAUUCAAAAGUUCAUUCAAUUUCAGCUCACUGUGAACAUUGCAGCAUUAGUCAUCAAUUUCAUCGCCGCUGUCUCGUCCGGUAAAGUCCCGCUAACAGCGGUACAGCUACUAUGGGUGAAUCUCAUCAUGGACACCAUGGGAGCUUUAGCCUUAGCUACUGAGCUACCCACCAAUGAUCUCAUGAUGAAAACGCCGGUCGGUCGAUCCGAUCCAUUAGUAACGAAGAUCAUGUGGAGGAAUCUCAUAACUCAGGCUGUGUAUCAAGUGGCAGUCUUGCUGGUUUUGGAAUUUAAAGGAAGUUCCAUCUUCAAUGUCAAUGAGAAGGUUAAGAGCACACUGAUCUUCAACACUUUUGUUCUAUGCCAAAUCUUCAACGAGUUCAAUGCAAGGAAGCUGGAGAAGAAGAACAUAUUUGAAGGGCUACACAAAAGCAAGCUGUUUUUGGCAAUAAUUGUGAUAACCUUAGCUUUUCAAGUGGUAAUGGUUGAGGUUUUGGGAAGGUUUGCCAAUACAUCGAGGUUGAAUUGGGGCCAGUGGGGGGCAUGUCUUGGCGUAGCAGCUUUGACUUGGCCAAUUGGAUGGCUCUCCAAGUUGAUACCAGUUUCAGCCCUGCAGUUUCCAUGGGGAAGAAACUCAGCACAAUAAAGCUUCCAUCAACACAAUCAGUGCUUAUUUAUGCAGACUUCUGAAACUGGCUGACGGGUUGAGUAUCCAAAUACCGAAGUGAAACUGGGAAAUCAAGGAAUCGAG